GGACUAUCUAACAAAUUCUCCGUCCCGUCGUUUCCUGGUUUCCCGGACAGGAGGAUGGCUGCGGCGCCAUCUGUGAAACGGCGCCGCGUCGCGCGAGCAUGCGAAAGUUGCAGAAGUUUGAAAGCCAAGUGUGAUGGAGUGCAACCUAUCUGCGGGCGUUGUGCAGGCUAUGGCUAUGAGUGUUUCUGGCACCAAGCCAAUCGUCCCAGCCAUCCGUCGCUCGCCAGCGGCAAUGCCUUGAGUUGUAUUUCAACUGAUGCCAAUAGCCAGAGAAUGAGCGAUGCACUCAAGGUGUACGAUGAUUUGAUUAUUCACCUUCGCGACAAGCUCUCUCCCGAUGACCGAAAAUUGGUUGAUUUGAGGCUUGCGACAAUCCAAAGGCCUCAUCAUGGCGCAGGCCAAGCGGACAAUACCAUCGAGGAUCCGACUCCAUCUUCGCCAGUGCAGUCGUCCACCAGCCAACGUUACUCAAGACAUGUUGAACGCUACUUGGGAGAGGCGAGUGAUAUUCGAUUCUACCACAUCUUGCAAUCUGCCUUUGGUCCACCGCCAGGAGCAGAUGUCAAUGAAUCUGGCGUCUCGGAGCCACCAGUCAACAGUUACGAGCAAGAAAAAAUCUGGCCUGCACCUGCGGACAAGAAACUCGACAGCCUGCCAUCCCGGCAGACGGCUGACUCACUGGUCGACAUCUACUUCUCGACAAUUCACAAAGCGUACCCUUUCCUAUCCGAGCCUGAUUUUAUGGCUUUUUACGGACGCUUUUGGCAAUCCGAGUCAUUGGACGAAAUCCGCGGCCCAGGGCUGAGCACAAUAUUUUCGAUUUUUGCCAUUGGCUCCUGCUACAAGAGAGUCGCCGAGUCCGAGAAUGGGCAUGCCUCGGACUCGUGGAGCUCGCGUCAAGAUGUGCUUUAUUUUGAGCUUGCUUUGGCAAUCAUGCAAAACCAAGCACAAACCCGGACGGUUGACCACGUUUGUGCUUUACUGAUCCAAUGCUUCUAUCUCUUGGCCACUUGUCAAACGGACAAAAGCUGGAUAACGCUGGGUUUAGCGAUCCGGAUCGCUCAAAGUAUCGGUCUUCAUGUCGAGGAGGCAUACGGAACAAGCUAUGGCGAUGUUCCGGGCCCGGCGCCCAGUGAAACACGCCGACGAGUCUGGUACUCCCUUUUUGUGCUCGAUCGCCUGCUUGCAAUGCAGUUGGGACGGCCCCCAUCCAUUAUUUCAGACGGAUUCAACGUCCACUUGCCUUCUCGACAGUCCCUGCUCGACCUGGCAGAACAGCCUAUUCCUCCCGGGACAAAGUCGCAAGACUGGGGAGGCGACUAUUUCAUAGCCAUGAUCCGCUUCUCCGAGAUGAUAGGCAGAGUUUUCACCGACCUUUAUGGCCCGAACAAAAUCGACGACGCAGCAUCCGUUCUGUCGAAAACCGAGCUUCUUGACGCUGAGUUGAUCCGAUGGCGUUCCAGCCUGCCGCGAAGCCUGAGAUUCGACUUAUCACACACGUUUGAAAGUUCCAAGACCUUCCAAACCCAGCGCAACAUGCUGGCUGUCAAGUUUUACAACCUGCAAGCUCUGGUCCAUCGACCGAUGCUGUCGUCUACCCUAUCGGCCACGUCACGCCAAAAUACUGUGGAGAUCUCUCGUGCCGAACAAUAUCGCGUCUCCUUGUCCAAGCGAAGAUGCAUCGUGGCGGCGCAAUGCACGGCCAAGCUACUGUACAACCUCAAAGACAAGAGAAGUCUCGUGUACGAUUUCCCGUGGUGGCAAAUGAUCUCGUGUCUCAUCUGCGCAAGUUCCAUUCUCCUAGUGGCCAGCAUUUGCGUUGAUCACAACUCUGGCACCGAGCUCGAAGUCUUCAGUGACGUGGAUUGGCUGGUCGUGAACGAGGAUGCCGAAGUGUGCCUUCAAACCUUCCAGGCUCUCAGCUCUAAUUCCAACGCAGCGAGGCUGGCGAGAGACAUGAUGCAGAGACUUAAGAACACGAGAAUGAUGUCUUGUGGGACAAUGGGAGCUUAUGCAUCAACUGCGCCUGGCGCGGCCACCGAGAAUGGAAUCGAAAACGUGGAAGCCCCGGUGACGUCCAUUGGCGAUCUUCCCGUCUCCCAGAUGCCACAGCUUGACUUCGAAACAUUGAAUCAGGAGACUUUCGACCACCUCUUCCAAGUGGCGCCCUAUGAAUUUUCGGAGCCUGUCACCUGUGAGUAUUCUCUCCUGCCCUUCGCGUGAACUCGCAGCAAGUUGUUUGUAUUUGGUCUCCAUGCGGAGAUUCCCGAAUUUCCUAUAGAACGACCCGUUGCAUCAUGUUCCGGAGGUUGACGGCUGACUUUUGGGUUCCAUGGCAGGGUCGGCACAAUUUGUGAAUGCGACAUGGAAUCCGUUUAUUCAUCGUCAUCAAGGGUAAAAAGUGGAUCAAAGGGGUGGGAGUCGGAAGACGGUCGGACCGCAACGACAACCGAAUUCUUUCACCUGGAGUUCAAUGCAAAAGAUUGCGUUUUGGGGGAUCUCAAAUCGCUGAAGUCAGUGCGCUGUGGGUACUUUUGGCGAUCGCGCAGAUGUCUUUGCUUGAUUCGGGAGACUUGUCGGGAAGAUUGAAGAAGCUUAAUGGGAUUCCUCUUGUGCAGGAAGAAUUCUUUGUGCAAUCAUGUUUCCGCGGGCUCUUGUUGAAGCCGCCCGCUUCGUCCUCUGUUUUAUCACUUUUCCGUUCCUCUGACGAU
Messenger RNA from Exophiala mesophila, 2711 nucleotides. RefSeq lists its product as hypothetical. The record is from RefSeq and is a predicted model, not a curated record. The transcript is spliced from 5 exons. Gene Ontology annotation, molecular function: zinc ion binding; DNA binding; DNA-binding transcription factor activity, RNA polymerase II-specific. NCBI's taxonomy places the organism in Eukaryota, Fungi, Ascomycota, Eurotiomycetes, Chaetothyriales, Herpotrichiellaceae. Gene Ontology annotation, biological process: DNA-templated transcription; regulation of DNA-templated transcription. Bases 55 to 2223 code for a protein of 722 amino acids.